Camponotus floridanus (Florida carpenter ant) is the source of this 1207-nucleotide messenger RNA. Its product is annotated as odorant receptor 43a-like. Gene Ontology annotation, biological process: detection of chemical stimulus involved in sensory perception of smell; sensory perception of smell. Gene Ontology annotation, cellular component: plasma membrane. The record is from RefSeq and is a predicted model, not a curated record. The transcript is spliced from 7 exons. NCBI's taxonomy places the organism in Eukaryota, Metazoa, Arthropoda, Insecta, Hymenoptera, Formicidae. Bases 2 to 1207 code for a protein of 401 amino acids. Gene Ontology annotation, molecular function: olfactory receptor activity; odorant binding.
CAUGGAUAUAUCGAAAUCCUCAGGUCACAGAGAUUUCGUGUGGGCAAUUGAAUUAAACCGUCCCAGCUUAGAAUUGAUUGGCUUAUGGCCUUCAACUGAUGGAAUCACCAAAAAAGGUCUCGGUUCUAAUAUUCGUGCGAGUUUCGCUUUCCUUACGAUAACAUUUUUCCUUAUUAUUCCUCUUGUACAUGCACUUACGCGAGUUUGGGGCAAUAUGUCACUAAUGAUAGACAAUUUACGAUUUACAUUACCUGUUUUGACAGUUUUACUAAAGCUUGUUAUCAUGCGAUGGAAGCAAUCAGUACUGUUGUCUGUCGUAAAUAUGAUGAAAGAAGAUUGGAUGAUAUUAAAGCAAGACGGAGAAAGAAAUGUAAUGAUGAAGCGUAUGCAAACCUCUCGACUGAUUGUAAUUUGUGCAUACGUCCUAAUGGUAGUCACGUUAAUUAUCAUGAUUAUUUGUCCUUAUUUUGGUCUAUCAUUUAGACAUCUGACGAAUCUCACGGAUCGGAACAAACCGUUUUUUCUGCAGUCAUAUUAUUUGUAUGACACAGAUAAGAGUCCACAGUACGAGUUGACUUAUCUUACUCAAAUUGUAGCAUCGUUUUUGGUCUUGAUAAUAUAUACAUCGGUAGAUACUUUUCUUGGAUUCAUGAUCUUUCAUGUCUGCGGUCAAUUAGAGAAUUUCAGAGGCCGGUUAGUUAAUUUGAUCGCGGGCAAAGAAUUCAACAAAGCUUUGAGUAAUAACAUAGUGACUCAUUUACGACUUAUCAGAUAUGUCGAUAACAUCGAAGACAUAUUCACUUUAAUAAUGCUUGGAUCAGUAAUAUAUUUUGGCAUUAUAUUUUGCCUUUCCGGAUUUGUGUUCAUCGUUAUGAUCAAUAACGAAAAGAUAAAUGUUACGAAUUUAUUACAAACAUAUUGCAUGAUGGCAGCUAUUAUUAUUUAUUUUAUGCAAAUGUUUUUCUAUUGCUAUGUUGGAGAGCUAAUAAUAGAACAAUGUGAAGCAGUAUAUCAUACUGUGUACAAUCUUGAAUGGUACAAUUGGGAAUCUAAACAAGCGAGAAAUCUUAUUUUAUUAAUGGUACGAGUUCAGCAACCAUUCCGUAUUACUGCGGGAAAGAUUGUUCCAUUAACAAUGGCCACUUUUUGCAGCCUAUUAAAAACAUCAGCUGGUUAUAUAUCAUUUUUAUUGGCAAUACAGAAUUAA